UCUCCCCUGUUUUCCUGAAAAGACCAACUCCUUUGUCCUCGCCGUGGCCAUUCCUUAAACCCAGAGCGAGCGAGCGAGCAAGAGAGAGAGAGAGAGAGAAAGGGGGAGAGGGAGCUUGGUACUGCCGUGUCCUAACUCCGAGAAGGCAGCGGGUAUCCCCCGUUGCUCUGUGCAGAGAAGCCGACCAUGGUGGCUGGGCGCAAGAAGCAGCAGGGGAGCCGCGGCGCGGCGGCCACGCCCGAGAAGGAGAGCGGCAAGGGGAAGGAGAAGGCGGCGAGGGAAGACGGCAAGGAGCGGGCGAAGGAGAAGGAGGUGACGGGAGCCAGCAAGAAGGCGGCGAAGGGCAAGGAGCCAGCGAAGGAGAAGCAGAAGCAAAAGGGGAAGCAGAAGGAGGCGAGGGAAGACGGCAAGGAGACGGCGAAAGCGAAGCAGCAGCAGCAGGAGGAGGCGGCGGCGGCCAAGAGCGCCGGCCAGCAGUUCUUCAAGAUCUUCUUCCCCAACCAGUCGGGGGAGCGAUUGAAAAUCCCUGCAUCGUUCCACCGACACCUCAAGGAGCAGCCUACCGGACUGGUUUCCCUGAAAGGUCCGAGCGGCAACACAUGGCAGGCAGUACUUACUUCGGACUCCGAAGGGUUGUGCUUUGGGCAGGGGUGGAAGGAAUUUGUUACGGAUCACUCUGUCAAGCAAGGCCAUUUCUUGGUAUUCACAUAUGAUGGACUCUCAAAAUUCUCCGUGACAGUGUUCGGUUCAUUAGGCGUCGUGGACCCACCAGCUUUGGUUGCGAAGCCUACUAAUGAUGUAGUGAUUAAGAUUGAAGAUGAUGAAGAGGUCCAGGGGGACAUGGAUGCAGGUGGCACCUCUGAUACAUCAAUUCUCCCCCCAGAGGAGGGUAAUGGAAUAACAAGAAAGAGGACUAGAGGAGUGAAUGAUCUUUUAGAAGGUGGCAAUGCAUCAAAGAGGCAUUCAAGUGUUGCAAAAAAUGCUGAGAAGAAGAGACCUGAAGCAAUCCCUCGCACUUCUAAGGAUGCAUCAACAGUUAACAACACUGAGAAAGGUACCCCAUUCAGUUUGUUAGACGAAUCUAUGGCUUUCAAUAAGACUCAGAUCAGAGAGAAGAAUAUGCCUAAGCUUGGUAAAUUCAUUGUGAGGAGGGCCAGGCAACCAGUGGUUAUAUCUCAAAGGCGUCCAGUAACUCAAGAAGAGAAGGACCUUGCUCUUAGAAGGGCUAAGGAAUUUAAAUCAAAGAAUCCUUUUGCCGUGCAAACAAUGAUGGAAUCUUAUGUCUAUGUGGGAUUUUUCAUGAACAUCACAUGCGAAUUUGUCAGAGAGUCACUUCCCCGGACAAGCAAGAAGAUGACACUCUGGGAUCCCCUAGGGAAGCCUUGGGAAGUUAACUAUGUUUACUAUAGCGACCGCUCGGUCGCCUCUUUCAGUGGUGGCUGGGGUAAAUUUGCUCUAGGAAACAAUCUGGAGAAGUUUGAUGUUUGCGUCUUCGAGCUUUUCAAGGAGGACAACAUAAAAGUGCACAUCUACAGGGUUGUCCCCGAGAUAACCCCGCUCCUCCGUGCCAGCAGUAAAGACUAGGGUUCAUUCGCGCGUUGGAGAGUGCGAUCACGUCGACUUGUGGCUAGAGAAUUAGAAGACUGGUCACUCAUUCACAUGCUGGAAAAUGCUUCUGUGCUCCUUCAAGAGGGAGAGCACUAAUAAUUCCCAAAAACAAAUAAGUGACAAUAAACAUAAGAUAUGUGCUCAUGUUUUGUCUGGAACCCUGUUGUACCUGUUAAAUAUGCCGUUGUGAACCUAUUAUAGUAAUUUGAUGUGCCUCCGUUAAUUA
Messenger RNA from Panicum hallii, 1834 nucleotides. RefSeq names its product B3 domain-containing protein Os11g0197600-like. Gene Ontology annotation, molecular function: DNA binding. The coding region runs from base 187 to 1584 and encodes 465 amino acids. The transcript has 6 exons. The record is from RefSeq and is a predicted model, not a curated record. Lineage: Eukaryota; Viridiplantae; Streptophyta; Magnoliopsida; Poales; Poaceae.